AUGAUUUUCGAUAGUGGUGAACUUGGCUUUGAGGUGGAAUCGUUCGAGCAACCUAUGACAUAUUCGGUGAUAGGCUAUGAAGCAGACAAUAAUUGCAAUCAGGUUCAGGACCUUUUCGAUAUGAUCAGAGUGGAUCGUUUACAACCUUUAAUCGAAAGAGAAACUCUGGAGCCAGAUGACUGGCAGAGGUUUUCGGGGACCACCAAUUCCAUAUCACCCGAUUUAGUGGACUUACCACAACAAGGCGAAAAACGUCAGGCCUGCGAGGAAGACAAUCCUGUUACCAACGUUGGCCAAGGUGGUUCGGUGGGCGAAUCCAGGCAGGCAGUGCCGAGACCUCAGCUCAAAAGACGGAAAAGCAAUCCAUUCUACUCACCUUCAAGACACAUCAAGAAUAUGAUUAAAAAAGACAAGCAACGUAAAUAUCCAUCAAAGAACGAGCGUGGGGACCACUCGGACGCUGCUGAUCAGCGCGUGAUUGGAGAAACCCAUAUGAACUGUACUGUCAAACCGUUUUUAGAAAGACGGCAAACUGUCGGAUAA
Messenger RNA from Lachancea fermentati, 543 nucleotides. NCBI's taxonomy places the organism in Eukaryota, Fungi, Ascomycota, Saccharomycetes, Saccharomycetales, Saccharomycetaceae. The record is from the annotation of a GenBank genome assembly.